Moesziomyces antarcticus is the source of this 525-nucleotide messenger RNA. RefSeq names its product acyl-CoA N-acyltransferase. Gene Ontology annotation, biological process: protein acetylation. The transcript is spliced from 5 exons. The record is from RefSeq and is a predicted model, not a curated record. Gene Ontology annotation, molecular function: N-acetyltransferase activity. Bases 1 to 525 code for a protein of 174 amino acids. Lineage: Eukaryota; Fungi; Basidiomycota; Ustilaginomycetes; Ustilaginales; Ustilaginaceae.
AUGUCUGCCCUCGCCACCUCUGCCGACAAGCAGUUCACCAUCCGUCAGGGCACCAAGGCCGACUGCGCCACCGUGCUCGACUUUAUCCAACAGCUCGCCGACUACGAAAAGGAACCCGAUGCCGUCAAGGCCACCGUCCAAACUCUCGAGGAGAAUGUCUUCAACAAGGGCUACGCCGAGGUGCUGAUUGCCGAGCAGCACGACUCCGGCUCCGCCCCCGUCGCCGUCGGCAUGGCGCUCUACUUUUUCUCGUUCUCCACCUGGACGUCCAAGCCUUCGCUAUACCUCGAGGACCUGUACGUGAUCCCGACGCUUCGCAACAAGGGUGUCGGCAAGCUGCUCUUCAAGGCGCUCGGCCAGGUGGCCCAGCAACGGGACUGCGCACGCCUCGACUGGUCCGUGCUCACCUGGAAUGCCCCAUCGAUCGCAUUCUACACGCAGGUGCUCGGCGCCAAGCCGAUGGACGAGUGGAAGGGCAUGCGUCUCGAACAGCAGGGCAUCGAGAACCUCGCCAAGCUCGCCUAG